Molecule: messenger RNA, 1018 nt
Organism: Contarinia nasturtii (swede midge)
Lineage: Eukaryota; Metazoa; Arthropoda; Insecta; Diptera; Cecidomyiidae
Gene: MED31
Product: mediator of RNA polymerase II transcription subunit 31
Exons: 4
Coding region: 383-883 (166 amino acids)
Biological process (GO): regulation of transcription by RNA polymerase II
Cellular component (GO): mediator complex; core mediator complex
Molecular function (GO): transcription coregulator activity
Source: RefSeq, a predicted model, not a curated record
ACGACAACAAAAGUAUUAGUGAAGCAGACGGCUUUCAAAAAAAAAAGAUUUCCUGGUAGUUUUAUUAUAUGGGAAUGAAUUCAAAUUAUUUAUCACUUGGAUUGAUGUUUUAUUUGAAGUUUUGAGCUAAAUAUAAAAAUAUACAUAAAUUUAGUGCGUUCAAACAACAACAACUUUCAGCUACACACAAUCGAACUAGGAGAAUAUGUUUAAAUUAUAAAUAAUUUGUAUAUAUGGAUUUAAGCGGAACGUUGUAAUUUACAUAAAUAAAACACCGAUACACACAUGCACUUGAAAAAAAGCUUAUAUAGAAGACGAAAUCUAUUCAGUUUUUGAUCACUUUCCAAUUUUGUGUACAAUAUUCACUAUACCAAUCAAAAAAAUGUCUAAAGGCAAAGGAAAAAAAAACAAUUUUUUUGAAUCGCUUUCAGUGCAUUCGGAGACGGAGGAACAGCAACGAAUAAGAUUUCAAGUGGAAUUAGAGUUCAUUCAAUGUUUAGCAAAUCCAAACUAUUUGCAUUUUAUUGCACAGAGAGGAUAUUUUAAAGAUCAAACAUUCAUAAAUUACUUGAAAUAUUUAACAUAUUGGAAAGAACCAGAAUAUGCUCGCUAUAUCAAAUAUCCAAUGUGUUUGUACUUCCUCGAUUUAUUGCAGUAUGAGCACUUUAGACGUGAAAUUGUCAAUUCACAAUGUGUGAAAUUCAUUGAUGAUCAGGCGAUUUUAUUGUGGCAACAUUAUACGCGAAGACGAAUGAAAUUGCUUGCUGCCGCUCAACAAAAUCAACAGAAUCAUCAAAAUGGACAAACUCAAAACAUUUCAAAUGGUCAUCAACAGCAAAAUGGAAACUCCAGUCCACAACAAAAUGGGGGUGAACCGUGUUAAUAAGCAUAACUCAUAAAGCAUAUAGAUAUUUCUUCCAAUUUGUUUGCAUAUUUUUCCGUUUUUAUAGUAAAAAAAAUGUAUAAUUUUGAAACAAUAGAUACAUAUAUCAAAUAAAUAAGAUACAUUCAAUUGUCA